CCGGGAUAUGUAAACUGCCCUGUGGAUAUGCAUCAGGGUCUAUGAGGAUGCAAAGGACCGAGGAGAGCAAACGUGUUUCUUACAAAGGGAAGCCGGGAAGCACAACGGGGUGCACGCUACAGGAAGCCGCGGCCUCCGGUGAUAAAUAGGAAAGCCUGGAGCACAGGAUGUGUUUCGGGAGAGCUCGGCGGGACAGCGGGAUGUGACUCCGCUGGUCAUUUGUCCACUUGUCCGGCGGCAUGGCCACGCUCCGGCCGCUCCUGCUGCUGCUGCUGCUGCUGCCGGCCUGGCGCUGCGGAGGGGAGGACGCGGAGGUGCUGUGCGCCGACAGCGCCUGCUACACCCUGCACCGGGAUGAGAGCAACUGGAAAAGCGCCCAGGAGCGCUGCGAGGAUAACGGAGGCAACCUGGCGCCGGCGGGCAGCGCGGGCGAGGCCGAGCGGCUGCGGGAGCUGCUGGCCAGCGCCGGCUGGGCCGGCCCGGCCUGGCUCGGGCUCGCCCUGCCCCGGGGUCACUGCGUGCGGCCGCAGGAGCCGCUGCGAGGCUUCUCCUGGGUGGCCGGAGGGGAGCCGGGCAACUUCUCGCAGUGGGCAUCCGAGCCGGCCGUCACCUGCGUGAGCGCCCGCUGUGUGGCCCUGCGGCCGCCCGGCCCGCACGGCCCCGGCGGCUGGGCCGACCGAGCCUGCCGGAGCACGCUGCCGGCUUUCCUCUGCAAGUUCAGCUUCCAGGGAAUGUGCGGGCUCCUGCCGCUGGCCGGCCGAGGCACGGUCACCUACGCCACCCCGUUCGGGGUGCGCAGCGCCCGCCUGGCCGCCGCUCCCUUCGGCACGCUGGCCGAGGUGCAGUGCGACAGCGGCCGCGCCUCGGCCUUCGCCGUCUGCAAGGGCUCGCUGGCCGGGGGCGGCUUCGCCUGGCACCCGCCGGGUCCCCUGUGCCCGGUGGACUGCGGCCACCACAACGGGGGCUGCCAGCAGCGCUGCCUGGACGCGCCCGGCGAGCCCCCGCGCUGCGCCUGCCACCCCGGCUACGUGCUGGCCGCCGACAUGGCCUCCUGCCUUGCCGAGGAUUCCUGCCAUCCCAACCCCUGCCAGGGAUCCUGCCGCCCGCUGCCCGGCGGCUUCGAGUGCGGCUGCGAGCCCGGCUACGCCCUGGCAGCCGACGGCCGCGGCUGCUCGGAUGUGGAUGAGUGCGAGUCUGGGCCGUGCCAGCACCAGUGCCACAACAUUCCCGGCGGCUUCCAGUGCCUCUGCCGGCCCGGCUACCGCCCCGCGGGGCCCGCUGGCCACCACUGCCACGACGUGGAUGAGUGUGCCCAGCCCCACGCGUGCCCGCAGCUCUGCAUCAACAUUCCCGGCUCCUUCCGCUGCGCCUGCCGGCCCGGCUUCCAGCGGCAGCCGGGAGGAGAGUCCUGCCUGGAUGUGGACGAGUGCCUGCGGGAUCCGUGUCCCGGCGCCUGCCGCAACUUCCCCGGCGGCUACGAGUGCCUGUGCCCGCCUGGCUCCCUCCGGGACGCGGAUGGCCACGGCUGCAGCCCCGCAGAGGCGAUCCCAAACAGUAUCCCCCAGAGCUCCAGCAGCAUCCCACAGAGCGCCAGCAGCAUCCCACAGAGCUCCACCGUCAUCCCACAGAGCUCCGGCGGCAUCCCACAGAGCUCGGGCAUCCCAAAGAGCUCCGGCAUCCCCCGCACCACGCGCAUCCCAUGGACCACGAGCAUCCCGCGUUCUCUGGGAAUGCCCACGGCGGGAUUGGGGGCCGGCUCGGACGAGCACAGCGCCGACGGCCCGCGGCUGCUGCUCUAUUACAUCGUGGGCAGCCUGGUGGCUAUCCUGCUCCUGCUGGCGUUCGCCCUGGCGCUCGUGGCUUGCAGGAAAAGGGCGGCCAAGAGGGAGAAGCCUCCGGCCAAAAACGCGGCCGAUAAUUAUUGCUGGGUGCCCGAGCAGCCCGAGAGCCGCGGGGAGCGCAGGUAGGAGAGGGUUAAAAAUCCCGAUGAAAGGGUGGGAGGGAAUGCUUUGUGCCCAAAGUGAGCUCCUCGGGCUGUUCCAGUGGGAUUUGCAGUCCUGCUGCUCCAAGGGUUAACGAGAGGGGAGAGGGAAUGGGGUGGAAUUUGUCUCCUCAGCUCUGCUCCAAAAGGCAAAUUCAGAAUUGUUGGAUCGUGUUCCUAAAGGGAAACUCCUCACUUGGAAUUCUCCUGUAGCCCCUUGUGCACUGCUCCCUCUGGAUUUGCCUCGUUUUCCUGGAAAAGGGUUUGAAGCUGGGAUGGGAAAGGGUUUGAAGCUGGGAUGGGAAUGGGUUUGAAACUGGGAUGUGCCCCAGCAGAGCUGGAACAGGCCCCUGCAGGCACAACCAGGGUGGGGUUUAAGGGUUACUUUUGGGGUUUUAUUAAAAAUCUGUCGCCUGAAACCAGGGAAAACUGCUCAUCACGGAGCCAAGGAAUGGCAUAAAGGUAGGAAAAGCUGUGUUUGGAAUAACCACUUCCUCAUUUCCUGAGUAUCCUGCCUAAAUCCAAUUCUAAACAGAGAAAACAAUGCUCUCCUUCCCAUCAGCCACAUGAGAGGCUGGGCUUUUCCUGUUGGAUCAUUUGUUUUGGGAAGGAUCCUUCCAGGCUCCAGGCUGAGCAUGUUUUCCCUCUUUCCCUGUGUAAGGAACUCGCCAGAAUUGGAAUAUUUGCUGAUUAUUCUGUGUAAAACCCAUAACUCCUGAAAGACUCUCCAGGCCAAAUUGUUCCCCAGGUACUUCCCAAAACUCCUUGAGCCUCUUCCAGCCUGUCCAACGGGAAUUCUCUCCAAAAUCCUGAGGGGCACACCCAGCACCACCUCCUCCAUGGUUUAUCCAUGCUGAGAAGGGCUGGAAAAGAUCAGCCACGGGAUUUGAAGGGUCCAGCAGCUUCCUGAAGUUUCUGUUGGAGUUAUAUUUUGUCCCUGGAGCUGAAUUGCUCCAGGAAUGGGAAUAGAACACAAAGGAGUUUGUGGUGGGCAGGGAGCUGCAUCCUGUCAUUCCAUGUGCUGAGCAAAACCCUUUCCUGCUUUUUUCUUGUCUUGGGGCUCCAUUGUGAGCUGCAAACAGGAAAAUGGAGCUGACAGGAAUGUUUUCCAUGUGCUGCCUGGGUUGGGAGAAAGGGAGGGAAUGCAGCAGCAGGAUUCUUGGAAAUCCUGCCGAAAAUUCCCAAAUCCCAAACCAGCAGAGCAUUGGAAAUAGCUGGAUCAAUGAAGGGAAUCCCAUGUUAAUAAUGCUGGAUUUGGAUCUGUGGGAAGUGACAGCCUUGGGGUUUUUUAUGGGAUAUAAGGCUAUAAAAAAGGAAAAAGGAAGGGUGAGGAUGGAAUCAGAGCUGGGAAAAACCUGAGGUGUGUUGUUUAUUCCCCAAAAAUCAAAAUCCUGAUUUCUGCUGCAACCUCUGUGUAUUCCAUUGGGGAAUGAUGAUGGAUCUAGGGGAAGACAGGAAUUUGUGCCAAGGUUUAGGUUGGAUUCUCACUAAUGGAAUGUUUCCUGCUCUAGCAUCCUCCCUCUUGGUGAACCAACCUCAUGUCUCUCAUUUUUCCUGGCACAUCUUGAUCCGUGGCCUCCUUAGGGAGUUGUCCAGGGACUGGGGAAUCCCACAAGUUGGAGCAGGAUAAUUUGGUGCCCUGUCUUCCACAGGAGAUGGGAUAUUCAUCCUACUCCUUGAAAUGUUUUGUUAUGGAUGAGUGUUUUGCUUUCUCAGAAUGAAACUCUUGGAUUUACAGGAUAAAGUUAUCCCAACACCUCUCUCUGGAUGAAAUUCCAAGAAAACCUGAAUAAAAAUGUGCUUGCA
Messenger RNA from Camarhynchus parvulus, 3787 nucleotides. RefSeq names its product CD93 molecule (gene CD93). Gene Ontology annotation, molecular function: extracellular matrix protein binding; calcium ion binding; extracellular matrix binding. Gene Ontology annotation, cellular component: external side of plasma membrane; extracellular matrix. The coding region runs from base 240 to 1967 and encodes 575 amino acids. Gene Ontology annotation, biological process: cell migration. The transcript is spliced from 2 exons. NCBI's taxonomy places the organism in Eukaryota, Metazoa, Chordata, Aves, Passeriformes, Thraupidae. The record is from RefSeq and is a predicted model, not a curated record.